Messenger RNA from Penaeus monodon (black tiger shrimp), 2178 nucleotides. RefSeq names its product glycine-rich cell wall structural protein 1.8-like. The coding region runs from base 1 to 2118 and encodes 705 amino acids. NCBI's taxonomy places the organism in Eukaryota, Metazoa, Arthropoda, Malacostraca, Decapoda, Penaeidae. The record is from RefSeq and is a predicted model, not a curated record. The transcript is spliced from 5 exons.
AUGCCCCUGAAAACUCCUGAGUGUUUAAAUAUAGAGAAUGUAGGAAAUAUCCUUAUAAAAUCUCUCCAUUUCCCACUUAUCCCUAUUGUUUACAACAUAUUCUUGCAGAAACCGGGACAGAUACGAAGUGUAAUAUAUCAGAUUUCGCACGAAUUAACUCUUAAAAUAACACUCUCCUUCAGUUCUUUCGCCAAAUACCGUGAAACGCACAUUCCUUGCCUGGUAUAUAGAGUGAUCGACAGCCAGCGGUUGGCACAUUCACUCACUCACCAUCUCUUCAGAACCAUGAGGGCCAUUGCAAUCGUGCUGCUCUUGGUGGCCGCCGCUGCAGGCCAGCAGAAACGCGAGGCUGAACCUUCCGGCGGAUACGGACACGGGAUCGGCCAUGGCUUUGGCUUAGGCUUCGGCAUUGGCCACGGUCAUGGCAUUGGCCAUGGAUUUGGCAUCGGCCACGGCCACGGAAUUGGCUUUGGUCAUGGCCACGGCCAUCAUGGGCACGGUCACACGGUUGUUACUGAAGUAGUCCAUGGUGGUUAUGGCCAUGGUCAUGGAAUCGGAUUUGGACACGGCAUUGGCCAUGGCUUCGGUCAUGGACAUGGAAUCGGUUUUGGGCAUGGGCACGGCAUCGGCUUUGGACAUGGUCACGGAUUUGGUCAUGGUCAUGGAAUAGGACUUGGCCACGGUUUCGGACACGGCUACGGCCACGGCAUCUACAAGCGCGAAGCCAAAGCCGAACCCGAAGCCAAGGCCGACCCGAAGGCAGAACCCGGCUUUUCCCAUGGCUUUGGAGGCCACGGCUUCGGCGGUCAUGGCUUUGGCGGCCAUGGGUUCGGUGGCCAUGGAUUCGGACAUGGUGGCCACGGAUUUGGACAUGGUGGCUUUGGUUUAGGCCUUGGCUUCGGCCACGGCAUUGGCCAUGGCCACGGUCACACCGUCAGUCAUGAAGUUGUCCAUGUUGGACAUGGUCACGGUCAUGGUCAUGGAUUUGGACAUGGCCACGGAUUUGGCCAUGGAAUCGGGCUUGGUCAUGGAUUCGGACAUGGUCAUGGAUAUGGACACGGUCACGACGUACACAUAAUCGAACACGGCCAUGGAUUCGGUCAUGGGGUCGGCCAUGGUUUCGGUCAUGGAAUCGGCCAUGGUUUCGGACACGGGAUUGGCCAUGGCUUUGGUCAUGGUUUUGGCCACGGAGGAUAUGGCCACCAUUAUGAAGAAUGGUCAAAGGUAGACACUCGCUCUCAGUCAGCAGUCAUGAGGACCACUGCAAUCGUGUUGCUCCUGGCGGCCGCCGUGGCGGCGCAGCAGAAACGUGAGGCGGAACCGUCCGGAGGAUACGGACACGGGCUGGGACACGGCUUCGGUCUAGGCUUUGGCUUAGGCCAUGGUCAUGGCUUUGGCCAUGGACACGGAAUUGGUCAUGGCCAUGGCCAUGGAUAUUCAGUAACGGUUGUGCAUGGCGGACAUGGUUUCGGACACGGUCAUGGUUUCGGACAUGGCCAUGGUUUCGGACACGGCCAUGGUUUCGGACAUGGUCAUGGUUUCGGACACGGACAUGGCCAUAGUGUUGUACAUCAUCACGGUUUUGGCCAUGGGCACGGAAUCGGAUUUGGCCACGGUUUCGGACACGGCUACGGCCACGGCAUAUACAAACGCGAAGCCAAAGCCGACCCCGAAGCCAAGGCCGACCCGAAAGCAGAACCCGGCUUUUCCCAUGGCUUUGGAGGCCACGGCUUCGGCGGUCAUGGUUUUGGCGGCCAUGGAUUUGGACAUGGUGGGUUUGGAAUAGGUCAUGGCUUCGGCCACGGACUCGGUCACGGCAUCGGCCAUGGCCACGGUCAUACUGUCAGCCAUGAAGUUAUCCAUGUUGGACAUGGCCACGGUCAUGGUCAUGGUCUUGGUCAUGGAAUCGGGUUUGGCCACGGUUUUGGACAUGGGCAUGGACAUGGAUUUGGCCAUGGUCUCGGCCAUGGAAUCGGGUUUGGCCACGGCCUUGGACAUGGAUAUGGACAUGACGUACAUAUUGUAGAACACGGAAUCGGACCUGGUUUUGGACACGGACUCGGACAUGGUUUUGGCCACGGGAUUGGCCAUGGGUUUGGAGGCUACGGACACCACUAGCCAAAGGCCCGGAGUGUUUCUGGAUAUUCUAGUUGUAUAUACUAAAGAUAUCUGAAUAAA